Schistocerca gregaria is the source of this 645-nucleotide messenger RNA. RefSeq lists its product as uncharacterized. The transcript is spliced from 2 exons. The coding region runs from base 1 to 645 and encodes 214 amino acids. Lineage: Eukaryota; Metazoa; Arthropoda; Insecta; Orthoptera; Acrididae. The record is from RefSeq and is a predicted model, not a curated record.
AUGCGACCUACACCAGGCCAGAGCAGAGGACUUACCGAUGAAGAAAUUUGUGAACUUAUAGAAUGUACUAGUGAUACAGAGUGUUUUAGCGAAAGCAGCAACAGUUCCGAAAGUGACAGUGAUGUACUUGACGAUAUUGUGGGUGAAAGUGAAGACGAAAUCGAAGAUGAACAAUACACUGAACUUAUUGUAACUGAUACGAAUCACUCAGCUAAAAAGGUUAUAACUAAACAUGCUACAUUGUGCAAACCGUAUAAGAAAUUGAAGAAUGUGACAAGUACGAAGGUAAGAGGUUUUAUUGCUUGCUUACUAAAUAUGGGACUCAAUAAAAGGCCCACAAUGCUAUCAUACUGGAGCACAAAACAGUCACAGGAAUUUCCAUGGUUUGGUAAAAUGUUUUCUGCCUAUCAAUUUAGGCAUCUGAUGAAAUUCUUUCAUCUUGUGGAUAGUGAGAAACGUCCAGCACCAGGCCAUCCUCAUUAUGACCCAUGUAUCAGGUACCAGCCAUUGGUACAUCAUGCUAAUAAUAUAUUUAGACAUCGUUACACACCUCAAGAACAACUGAGUAUUGAUGAGUGUCUAGUUGGCACUAAAUGUCAGACUUCCCUAUUACAGAAUUUGCCAAACAAACACCCCCACCAAUGA